Messenger RNA from Haliotis rufescens (red abalone), 473 nucleotides. RefSeq names its product NADH dehydrogenase [ubiquinone] 1 alpha subcomplex subunit 2-like. The transcript is spliced from 3 exons. The record is from RefSeq and is a predicted model, not a curated record. The coding region runs from base 59 to 340 and encodes 93 amino acids. Lineage: Eukaryota; Metazoa; Mollusca; Gastropoda; Lepetellida; Haliotidae.
UAGUCAAUAUACAGAAUCCGUUUUCGUGGGUUUGCAUAAAAGUAGGCAUCAGGCAAAAAUGGCUGCUUCAGCUCUGAGGCUUGGACAACAUCUAAAAGAACUUCGUUUUCAUUUAUGUCAGAAGUCACCUGCUAGCAAGGGCGUAAGGGAUUUUGUAGAGAAGUACUAUGUUGAUCUAAAGAGACACAACCCUAAGUUUCCCUUCCUUGUCAGAGAAUGUAGCAACGUCCAGCCCAAGUUAUAUGCUAGAUAUGAGUUUGGCAAGGAGUCCAGCCUACCCCUGACUGACAUGACAGCAGAGCAAGUGUUGAAAGCUGUGGAGACGAUGGCCAAGCGAUGAAUGAAAGCUUAAUUGUGUAGACUUUGUGUAAAUAAUGUCAUUAACGAGUUCCAUGGACUAUCAAGGAGUGUAGAUUUAGAUGUUCCUGUGAGAAAUUUGUUCUCUUUGUGAAUAAAAUCAAAUGAAAGCCUGA